GAGUCACUUCUGGUCGACAUGACAGUUUAUUUCCGGACUAUGGGACGAGGCUGGGGUUUCCUCUUCCCCGUAGCGGCUGCCCGCAUCGACGCCGCCAUCAUGUCAGACACGGACAGCGAUGAAGAUUCCGCUGGAGGCGGCCCAUUUUCUUUAGCCGGUUUCCUUUUCGGCAACAUUAAUGGAGCCGGGCAGCUGGAGGGGGAAAGCGUCUUGGAUGAUGAGUGUAAGAAGCGCUUGGCAGGCUUGGGGGCUUUGGGUCUGGGCAGCCUGAUCACUGAACUCACAGCAAAUGAAGAAUUGAUCGGGACUGACGGUGCCCUGGUAAAUGAUGAAGGAUGGAUCAGGAGUACAGAAGAUGCUGUGGACUAUUCAGACAUUAAUGAGGUAGCAGAAGAUGAAAGCCGAAGAUACCAGCAAACAAUGGGGACCUUGCAGCCCCUUUGCCAUGCAGAUUAUGAUGAGGAUGACUAUGAUGCUGAUUGUGAAGACAUUGAUUGCAAGUUGAUGCCUCCUCCACCUCCACCCCCAGGACCAAUGAAGAAGGAUAAGGACCAGGAUGCUAUUACUGGUGUGUCUGAGGAUGGAGAAGGCAUCAUCUUGCCCUCCAUCAUUGCCCCUUCCUCUUUGGCCUCAGAGAAAGUGGACUUCAGUAGUUCCUCUGACUCAGAAUCUGAGAUGGGACCUCAGGAAGCAACACAGGCAGAAUCUGAGGAUGGAAAGCUGACCCUACCAUUGGCUGGGAUUAUGCAGCAUGAUGCCACCAAGCUGUUGCCGAGUGUCACAGAACUUUUCCCAGAAUUUCGUCCUGGGAAGGUGUUACGCUUCCUACGUCUUUUUGGACCAGGGAAGAAUGUCCCAUCUGUUUGGCGGAGUGCUCGGAGAAAGAGGAAGAAGAAGCACCGUGAACUAAUACAGGAAGAGCAGAUCCAGGAGGUGGAGUGCUCAGUAGAAUCAGAAGUCAACCAGAAAUCUUUGUGGAACUACGACUACGCUCCACCACCACCUCCAGAGCAGUGUCUCUCUGAUGAUGAAAUCACAAUGAUGGCUCCUGUGGAGUCCAAGUUUUCCCAGUCAACUGGAGAUACAGAUAAAGUGACAGACACCAAGCCAAGAGUGGCUGAGUGGCGUUAUGGUCCUGCUAGACUGUGGUAUGAUAUGCUGGGUGUUCCUGAAGAUGGCAGUGGGUUUGACUAUGGCUUCAAACUGAGAAAGAUGGAACUUGAACCUGUGAUGAAAUGUAGAAUGAUGGAGGACUUCAGGAAACUUGAGGAAACCAGUGGCACUGAUCUUCUGGCUGAUGAAAACUUCCUGAUGGUGACACAGCUGCAUUGGGAGGAUGAUAUCAUCUGGGAUGGCGAGGAUGUCAAACACAAAGGGACAAAACCACAGCGUGCAAGCUUGGCAGGCUGGCUUCCUUCCAGCAUGACUAGGAAUGCCAUGGCUUACAAUGUUCAACAAGGUUUUGCAGCAACCCUGGAUGAUGACAAACCUUGGUACUCCAUUUUUCCCAUUGACAAUGAGGAGCUAGUAUAUGGACGCUGGGAGGACAAUAUCAUUUGGGAUGCUCAGGCCAUGCCCCGGCUCUUGGAGCCUCCUGUUUUGACACUUGAUCCCAAUGAUGAGAACCUCAUUUUGGAAAUUCCAGAUGAAAAGGAAGAGGCUACUUCUAACUCCCCCUCCAAGGAGAGUAAGAAGGAAUCAUCUCUGAAGAAGAGUCGAAUUCUGUUAGGGAAAACAGGAGUCAUCAAGGAGGAACCACAGCAGAACAUGUCUCAGCCAGAAGUGAAAGAUCCAUGGAAUCUCUCCAAUGAUGAAUAUUACUACCCUAAGCAACAGGGUCUUCGAGGCACCUUUGGAGGAAAUAUUAUCCAGCACUCAAUUCCUGCUGUGGAAUUGCGGCAGCCCUUCUUUCCCACCCACAUGGGGCCCAUUAAACUACGGCAGUUCCAUCGCCCACCUCUAAAGAAGUACUCUUUUGGGGCACUAUCUCAGCCAGGUCCCCACUCAGUCCAGCCCUUGCUAAAGCACAUCAAAAAGAAGGCUAAGAUGAGAGAACAAGAGAGGCAAGCUUCAGGUGGUGGAGAGAUGUUUUUCAUGCGCACACCUCAGGACCUCACAGGCAAAGAUGGAGAUCUUAUUCUUGCAGAAUAUAGUGAGGAAAAUGGACCAUUAAUGAUGCAGGUUGGCAUGGCAACCAAGAUUAAAAACUACUAUAAGCGGAAACCCGGAAAAGAUCCCGGAGCCCCAGAUUGUAAAUAUGGAGAAACUGUUUACUGCCAUACAUCUCCUUUUCUAGGCUCACUCCAUCCUGGACAAUUACUGCAGGCAUUUGAGAACAAUCUUUUUCGUGCUCCAAUUUAUCUUCAUAAGAUGCCAGAAAGUGACUUCCUUAUCAUUCGCACAAGACAAGGUUACUAUAUUCGGGAAUUAGUGGAUAUUUUUGUGGUUGGACAGCAGUGCCCCUUGUUUGAAGUUCCUGGGCCCAACUCCAAAAGGGCCAAUACACAUAUUCGAGACUUUCUCCAGGUGUUUAUUUACCGCCUGUUCUGGAAGAGUAAAGAUCGGCCACGGCGGAUCCGAAUGGAAGAUAUAAAAAAAGCCUUUCCUUCCCAUUCAGAAAGCAGCAUCCGGAAGAGGCUAAAGCUCUGCGCUGACUUCAAACGCACAGGCAUGGACUCAAACUGGUGGGUGCUGAAGUCUGAUUUUCGUUUACCAACUGAGGAGGAGAUCAGGGCUAUGGUGUCUCCAGAGCAGUGCUGCGCUUAUUAUAGCAUGAUAGCAGCAGAGCAGCGGCUGAAGGAUGCUGGCUAUGGUGAGAAGUCCUUUUUUGCUCCAGAAGAGGAAAAUGAGGAAGAUUUCCAGAUGAAGAUUGAUGAUGAGGUUCGCACUGCUCCUUGGAACACCACAAGGGCCUUCAUUGCUGCCAUGAAGGGCAAGUGUCUCCUGGAGGUGACUGGGGUGGCAGAUCCCACAGGGUGUGGUGAAGGAUUCUCCUAUGUGAAGAUUCCAAACAAACCAACACAGCAGAAGGAUGAUAAGGAGCCUCAGCCAGUGAAGAAGACAGUGACAGGAACAGAUGCAGACCUCCGUCGCCUGUCGCUGAAAAAUGCCAAGCAACUUCUACGUAAAUUUGGCGUGCCUGAGGAAGAGAUUAAAAAGUUGUCCCGCUGGGAAGUGAUCGAUGUAGUACGCACAAUGUCAACAGAACAGGCCCGCUCUGGAGAGGGGCCCAUGAGUAAAUUUGCCCGUGGAUCAAGGUUUUCUGUCGCUGAGCAUCAAGAGCGUUACAAAGAGGAAUGUCAGCGCAUCUUUGACCUGCAGAACAAGGUUUUGUCAUCAACUGAAAUCUUAUCAACUGACACAGAUAGCAGCUCAGCUGAAGACAGUGACUUUGAGGAGAUGGGAAAGAACAUCGAGAACAUGUUGCAGAAUAAGAAAACCAGCUCUCAGCUGUCACGUGAGCGGGAGGAGCAGGAGCGGAAGGAACUGCAGCGGAUGCUACUGGCAGCAGGCUCAGCAGCAUCAGGAAACAAUCACAGAGAUGAUGACACAGCUUCUGUGACUAGCCUUAACUCUUCUGCCACCGGCCGUUGUCUCAAGAUUUAUCGCACAUUUCGCGAUGAAGAGGGGAAAGAAUAUGUUCGCUGUGAGACCGUCCGAAAGCCAGCUGUCAUUGAUGCCUAUGUGCGUAUACGGACUACGAAAGAUGAGGAAUUCAUUCGCAAAUUUGCCCUUUUUGAUGAGCAGCAUCGAGAAGAGAUGCGAAAAGAACGGCGGAGGAUUCAAGAGCAACUGAGGCGGCUUAAGCGAAACCAGGAAAAGGAGAAGCUUAAGGGUCCUCCUGAGAAGAAGCCCAAAAAAAUGAAGGAGCGUCCUGACCUAAAACUGAAAUGUGGGGCUUGUGGUGCCAUUGGGCACAUGAGAACAAACAAAUUCUGCCCCCUUUAUUAUCAAACAAAUGCCCCACCUUCCAACCCUGUUGCCAUGACAGAGGAGCAGGAGGAAGAGUUGGAAAAGACAGUCAUUCAUAAUGAUAAUGAAGAACUUAUCAAGGUUGAAGGGACCAAGAUUGUCUUAGGGAAGCAACUAAUUGAGAGUGCAGAUGAGGUUCGCAGAAAAUCUCUGGUUCUCAAGUUCCCUAAGCAGCAACUUCCUCCCAAGAAGAAACGGCGAGUUGGAACCACUGUUCACUGUGACUAUUUAAAUAGACCUCAUAAGUCCAUUCACCGGCGCCGGACAGACCCCAUGGUGACAUUGUCAUCCAUUUUGGAGUCUAUCAUCAAUGACAUGAGAGAUCUUCCAAAUACGUACCCUUUCCACACUCCAGUCAAUGCAAAGGUUGUAAAGGACUACUACAAAAUUAUCACCCGACCAAUGGACUUACAAACGCUCCGUGAAAAUGUGCGUAAACGCCUCUACCCAUCUCGGGAAGAGUUCAGAGAGCAUUUGGAGCUAAUUGUGAAAAAUAGUGCAACCUACAAUGGACCGAAGCACUCAUUGACCCAGAUCUCUCAAUCCAUGCUGGAUCUCUGUGAUGAAAAACUUAAAGAGAAAGAAGACAAAUUGGCUCGUUUGGAGAAAGCUAUCAACCCCUUGCUGGAUGAUGAUGACCAAGUGGCAUUUUCUUUUAUUCUGGACAACAUUGUCACCCAGAAAAUGAUGGCAGUUCCAGAUUCUUGGCCAUUUCAUCACCCAGUUAAUAAGAAGUUUGUUCCAGAUUAUUACAAAGUGAUUGUCAGUCCAAUGGAUUUAGAGACCAUACGUAAGAAUAUCUCCAAGCACAAGUAUCAGAGUCGGGAGAGCUUUCUAGACGAUGUCAACCUUAUUCUGGCCAACAGUGUUAAAUACAAUGGGCCUGAAAGUCAGUAUACCAAGACUGCUCAGGAGAUUGUGAACGUCUGUUACCAGACAUUGACUGAGUAUGAUGAGCAUUUGACUCAACUUGAGAAGGAUAUUUGCACAGCUAAAGAAGCAGCUUUGGAGGAAGCAGAGUUAGAAAGCUUGGACCCAAUGACCCCAGGGCCUUACACACCUCAGGCUAAGGUGAGUGAGGGCCGUGGGUCUUGGUAGCCUUGUUGAAUCCAGAAGAGACAGAUAUGGGAUGAAUGAACGGGGUGGGAUCUUAGUUGUUUAGGCAGUAUUUAGGAAUACCAGAUUCCUGACGACCAUGGCCAGAGGCAUUCUCUUGAGUCUCUGGGGCUCCCUUGCCUCAUGCAUUGGGGUUCUAGGACAUCCCUAGAGUAUAGACAUGGGCCACAUUGUUCCUGUGCCUUAUAGAUGCCUGAUUACUCAUUCCUUCUGAGAUAUCUCAGUGUAGCUCAGAUGUCACCCAUUUUCCUGGAUUGACUCGCUCUCCCCAUAAAUGAAGACAGGUAAUGUUUUAUAAUGUUCUUCAAUUUUCAUGUGAAAGACUAGAGAGCAAGAUUAAUAAGAAAUUUUUAUUCUUUCUGAUCUGACCCUUGAAUGUACUAAGAGUCUCUUUCAUCUAUACUAUACUCUUAGAGGGCUGGUAUAUUUGAAUAAUAAGACUUACCAGAAUAUAACUGUAUUGGAGGCACUAUGGUAAAGUGGAAAGUACAUGAAGGUUGGUAUAAAACAGUCCUGGGUUUGAGUCUUAGCUCUGCUGCUAUCUAGCUUUGUGAACUUGGGAAGUUAACUUAACCCCUCUAAUCCAGUUUCCGUUUCUCUAAAAUGUACUUUUCAAGGUUGUUGCAAACAUUAAACAAGGUCAUUUGCCCAGCACAUAGUAGACAUUCAGGAAAUGUUUAUUUCCUUAUCUGUAUGAAAGUCACCUACAGGGUUCUCAGAGGCCCUUUCAAAUUUAACCAAAUAUUCUAAUGCAUAUUUCUCCCAAUUCCCACUGGAAAACGUUUUUCCAUUCUGCUCAGGUUUCACUCUGAACUAAUAAUGCAACCUGUGUGAUCUCUGUUGGAUAAUUGCUGUCUGUAUCUCAUUCAUGCACUCUCCUUACCUAUCUUUUACUCUCUCUUUCACCCCAAAACCUAGGCCACUGAGGGGCCAAGUAUAAAGAGCCCUAAGAUACGUCUUCCAGGCCCAGAACAAGGAAAGGCUCUUGGAGUGUGUGGGCAGAUUGGGUCAAGGGGGCUUGGGUGAGUGAUGUUGCCCAGGAAGGUCCUAUUUGCUAAUAGGCCCACAGCUUCCACAAGACCCUUUGUGGUAAGUUAAAGCCUGGGUUUUAGCCAUCAUUCCCCAGGAGAGUCUAACUACUGAGUGGCGUGUUUGCUCUGCUCUGUGACAGCCUAAGGCUAGCCCUUUGGUGAGUCAGACCCUUAGACCCAGAAGCCAUCUUCCUUUCUUCCCUUCCCCUCCCACACUAUCUCAAAUGGUGGAGGAAAACCUGGCAACUGUUCUUCCUCCGGAGCAGUAGCUGUUGUUUUGUGCAGUUAAGAGGAUCUCCUAUGAGGAGUAGGGUGUAGGUAUUGCCUCUUCAUUAUUCCAGUUCACUCUCUGAUCAUUGCCUUCACUCAUAUAUACACGUUUUAAAUUAGAAAGCCCAGUGCAUUAUUUCUAAACCUGAGAAAGAUGCGCAUGAGUGAUUGUCCUUACUCAUAACUACUCUCAAACCCAAAUGCUAUUAAAGUGUGUUUGUGUAAGUUUAACCUGUCAUAAUACAAUUUUGUUGUGUAGAAACAUGACAGUAAUCUUACUUUACUUCCAGCUCUAAAUGGUGGUAAUCAAUAAUGUAUUUUCACUCAACUAUUUCUACCCAGCUUAUAUUGCACCAUACAUUCAGCUUAACACUUUCUCUAAAAUUGCUUGCUUUACAUUUUCCCACAUAGCGUUUCAUUCCCUGAUUUUCUCUUCUUUUGUUCCACAACUAGUUUAUUUGCAGUGUAAUGCUUUGAAUUCUGUUUUGCCUCUCUUUCUCCAAAACCCUGUUCCCAAUCAGCCUUGUUUACUUUAAAAACAACAACAAAACCAACAGCAAAGUAACACAUGUGGGUUUUUUGUCGAUAAAAGUAACAUGUUCAUUGGGACACAUUGGAAAAUAUACAGAAUAAAUAAGUUACUUAAAAUCAAGUCCACCAGUCAGAAAGAACCAACCACUGUGAACAUUUUGGCGUGUUUCAAAUCUGUAAUGCGUGUAUGUGUGCGUUUAUAGACACAUUUUUUUUUUUUUGCGGUAUGUGGUCCUCUUACUGUUGUGGCCUCUCCCGUUGCGGAGCACAGGCUCCGGACGUGCAGGCUCAGCGGCCAUGGCUCACGGGCCCAGCUGCUCCGCGGCAUGUGGGAUCUUCCCGGACCGGGGCACGAACCUGUGUCCCCUGCAUCGGCAGGCGGACUCUCAACCACUGUGCCACCAGCGAAGCCCUAUAGACAUAUUUUUAAAGUGAAAUUGGUCAUUAUGAUCUUGUCUUGUUUUUGCUUCACAUUAUAUCAUGAGCAUUUUAUUUCAUUAAAUAGUCUUUGAAAACAUUUUUAAUAGCCACAUAAUAUUUCUACCCUCAGCCAGCUUUUUAGAGAAUGCUUUCCUACUUUUCCAGCCUGUUCUUUUUUAGUCCCUCCUGCCCUCCUUUCACUGAAUUAGACGGUUUGUUAAACCCCUGUUCUCUUCAGGAGAGGGAAGAAGGAAGGAAGCUAUAAUUUGUUGACUACCAAGCAUUGGGUAAGGAGCAUAUACAUAUCUCUUAAUUCUCCCAAACAACCUUGUGAGGUAGACAUUAUCAUCCGUGUUUCACAGUUGAGGAAAUCAAGGCUUAGAGAAAUUAAGUAAUUUGUUAAAGUUACUCAGCUAGCAAAUGGUAGAGCCAGGACUCAAACCCAGGGCCGUUUACUCCAAAGUCCAUGGUUUUUCACCAUGCCAUUUUGCCUCGUAGCAUCCUCUGGUGAGCUCAUAAGCUCUUACCCCAUUCCAUGCUCUGGUUGGAACUGAAAUUUCUUUAUCCCAUUUUCUAUUAGAUGUCUCUAAACCAAACAAUCUAAAUGGCACUGGUAUAAAGCCCUGGGCCUAAAAACAAUAAGACAGGGCUUAGAAGAAAUUAGGUUAUUGACCAUAAAGGCUGUUAGGACAUAGAAUUGUCCCAUAGCUUUGAUGCUUUUCUGCUUCAGGCUUCUGAUCAUAUACAUCAGAUGCCUCUCUGCUAGAAUGAGCAACAUUUGUGAGAUACCCAAAAAUCUGUCCAUAAAACUAUGUCAAAAGUAUGUUUUCUCUUUAAAUGGAUUGUUCUGCAUGACCUUUUUCUGCAGUGAAUGCUCUAAAGGGGAGUUCUCUGUAUUUCUUGCUCCCUUUACUAAAUAGAAGCUAAGUUG
Molecule: messenger RNA, 8271 nt
Organism: Globicephala melas (long-finned pilot whale)
Lineage: Eukaryota; Metazoa; Chordata; Mammalia; Artiodactyla; Delphinidae
Gene: TAF1
Product: TATA-box binding protein associated factor 1
Biological process (GO): RNA polymerase II preinitiation complex assembly; DNA-templated transcription initiation; transcription by RNA polymerase II
Cellular component (GO): transcription factor TFIID complex
Molecular function (GO): RNA polymerase II general transcription initiation factor activity; histone acetyltransferase activity; RNA polymerase II general transcription initiation factor binding
Source: RefSeq, a predicted model, not a curated record